AUGACUGCAAACAUUCAAAAAAGAACCGCUAACAAAAACGUUCACAACAGACAAAUAUCAGAAAAUGGUCAAAUUAAAGCUAAAGUGACGCAUACAACCAAACAUAAAUUGUAUACUUGGCAUGAGAUCCCGGAUUGGCAAAAGGACAAUGAAUUUAUUCACGGAGGUUAUGUUAGAGAAACUAAUAGUUUUACAGAAUGUAUAAACAGUUUGUUUUAUCUUCACAAUGAAUCGGUCAACAUCUAUAGUCAUUUGAUUCCCGGUUUGAUCGCUUUAUUAUUGAUUUUAAUCGAUAAGUAUUACGUCCCAAAAUUUAAUACAACCACUAUGACAGAUUAUUUUUUUAUUGAUUUAUUCUUCUUUGGUGCAUUUACCUGUUUAACAAUGAGUAGUAUAUUCCAUUGUUUAAAGAGUCAUUCUCCACCGGUAGCCAAAUUUGGUAAUAAGUUGGAUUAUUUAGGAAUAGUCAUACUAAUCUCCACUUCUAUGGUUAGUAUUCUCUACUAUGGUUUCUAUGAUAGCUCAUAUAUGUUCUACACUUUUUCAGGGAUUACAUUAUUAUUUGGUUUUGCCUGUGCAGUUGUCUCCUUAGAUGAAAGAUUUCGUUCAAGGGAAUGGCGUCCAUAUAGGGCAGCCAUGUUUGUCUUGUUUGGUUUAUCUGCAUUCCUUCCAAUAGGUGCAGGUUUGGUUUAUUACGGUUCUCAUGAGACAUGGACUAGAGUGCAACUGAAAUGGAUCAUAUUAGAAGGUGUCUUAUAUAUACUAGGUGCGUCUCUUUACGGUGGAAGAUUUCCAGAGAAAAUUAAGCCUGGUCGCUAUGAUAUGUGGGGUCAUUCGCAUCAAAUCUUCCAUAUCUUAGUCGUUGUGGCAGCUCUUUGUCACUUCACAGGCUUAAUUAAAAGUUACACCUAUGUUCACACCUAUAUGAUUCCAGUUAUGAUUCAAGCUUGA
Messenger RNA from Maudiozyma barnettii, 951 nucleotides. RefSeq names its product PAQR-type receptor (gene IZH2). The record is from RefSeq and is a predicted model, not a curated record. The transcript has a single exon. Bases 1 to 951 code for a protein of 316 amino acids. NCBI's taxonomy places the organism in Eukaryota, Fungi, Ascomycota, Saccharomycetes, Saccharomycetales, Saccharomycetaceae. Gene Ontology annotation, cellular component: membrane. Gene Ontology annotation, molecular function: signaling receptor activity.